Penaeus indicus is the source of this 1284-nucleotide messenger RNA. Its product is annotated as low-density lipoprotein receptor-related protein 8-like. Lineage: Eukaryota; Metazoa; Arthropoda; Malacostraca; Decapoda; Penaeidae. Gene Ontology annotation, molecular function: protein binding. The record is from RefSeq and is a predicted model, not a curated record. Gene Ontology annotation, cellular component: plasma membrane. Bases 87 to 812 code for a protein of 241 amino acids. The transcript has 7 exons.
UUUUAGCCUACUGUUGCCACCUCUACGUCAGCAGUAGUUCAGCCAUAAAUACCGGUCGAAAUGGAUCAGGAUUUCAGAUCUUCACCAUGAUCGGUAAACUUGCCAUUUCCCUGCUGCUGGUGGCUGUCGUCGCCGCGAAGGAGCUGAGGUGCCUGCCCGGAUCCUUCGAGUGCAAUGACGGAAAUUGCAUCCCAGAUCGCUACGUGUGCGAUGGAAUGGCCGACUGCAUGGGAGGCGAGGAUGAAGUCGACUGUUCCGACUGCCCUGAGGGAUACCUUCAUUGCAUAAGCGGGGACGUCUGUCUCCCUGAACACUGGGUCUGCGACGGAUACUAUGACUGCCCUGGCGGCGAAGACGAGGCCAACUGCACCACCACUAGCAUGCCUGGCUGCGACGAAGGAUACUACGAGUGCAACGGAGGCGGCUGCAUCCACAACAGGUUCCGUUGUGACAGUUUCUAUGACUGCCCUUCCGGAGAUGACGAGAGUGCCUGCACUGAGUGCAGCGCCGGCUUCCACUGCAAGGAAGACAUCUGCAUUCCCGAAUAUUAUCUCUGCGACGAAUUUGAAGACUGUCACCGCGGAGAAGAUGAGAUUGUGUGCGACUGCCAGGACACGGACUUCGUCUGCGGCAACGGGCACUGCAUCCCCCCCGACUGGCACUGCGACGGUUACUACGACUGCUUCGGCGGCGACGACGAGAUGAACUGCGGCACCAGUGACGCCCCCUCAGCUUACCAGGGCGAACGCAGGACCCGCACGCGCGCUCAGACCAGCUUCCUCCUCAAGCUGGCCAAGACCAAUCGCCGUUAAGGAACCUCUUCUGCUCUAACGUCGUUUCCAUCUGGCUUAGAACCGCUACCUUGAACCUUCUUAAAGAGGCAGAGAGAGAAAGAUAGAGUAUGUGAGAAGUAAAGAGAAAGAGAGUGAGAAAAUCUAAUUCUAAAGAGAAAAAUAUAUACAAAGAAAGAGAGAAAACCUUUAUUUUUAUUUUUUUUUUAGUCCAUCACACGUUCGGUUCGUCUUUAUAUUUUCUGUUACUUCGUCUCCACCUCACUGAGUACCGCCACAGUGAACCACUUUGUAACGACGCAUCUGAACCAUUCCCGAGAACCUGUGGGAAUAUGUGGUUUCAGAUUUCAGGCUCUGUUUUCCCGAAAUACGUUUUUCCUUUGUGUUUCAUAUAUAUAUAUAUAUUUUUUUUUCAUUAUUAUUUAUAUAUUUCCCUUUGUUUUAACUAUCUCUUUUCAAAAAGGAAAAAUAAUAAAAUGUAUGAAUUACAAUA